Molecule: messenger RNA, 2376 nt
Organism: Pleurotus ostreatus (oyster mushroom)
Lineage: Eukaryota; Fungi; Basidiomycota; Agaricomycetes; Agaricales; Pleurotaceae
Exons: 8
Coding region: 1-2376 (791 amino acids)
Source: RefSeq, a predicted model, not a curated record
AUGCUACCUGGACAACGAGAUGAACACACCGAAUACCAUGAAUAUGUAGUCGGGCCUGGAGAUCGAGCAAUCAACUUCAACUAUGACGACGACGCCCAAAUACACGAGGACAUGAGAGAGCAGGAGCCUGUGGAAUGGCCGAAUGACCUUUUUUCGCCAUAUGACGAAGCUACAACCUAUCAACUACUUCAAGAUUUGAAACAAGCAAAAGCUUUCGUCUGCCGCGUGUUGGUGAAGCCUUGGAAAGAGGUAGAAGUUAUUCAAGAAGUUGUACUGAAGAACUUGGAGGCUCGGACAAGAAUCUUCUCGCAUCGGAAAGUCAAAGGGGUGGUCUACGUUCUACCACGUCCUGACAUGGCGGAAAUCGACAAUUUCUUCAAUGUCGUAUCGAGCCCGGCUGUCCUCCGCACCGAAUCCGGUGCUACAAUCAAAGAGGCUCUUUCGCAUACGGAGACGAAGGUUCUUCUUUUCAAACAGGAAAAUCCAGCUGAGCCCAAUGCGGGAGGACUCGUACGCAUUCACGGCGACGAUACGUACGAGAACCUGAUGGCAUUCGUGGUCGAAGUCGAACCAUGUUCUCAAGUGGCUCAUCUAUUGGUACUUCGGGCUCCGUAUAAAUAUGUCGGCAAUGAACCCGAAUAUGAUGGAUUCCCGAGCGCAAGAAUUCCCGAACUGGUCACAGAGAACGGCCAGCUUGCGCAUGACGGCCGCAUGUAUGCAUUUGGGCUCAUGAGAGGAAAACUUCCCUUCGACUGUUUACAAUGCGGAAACAUUUGCCCUACAUUUCAAGAAAUCGAGGCGCUUGAGCGAUGCCCAUACGACCCGGUUCGACAGGAGGCUAUUUUCCACAAGCGAAACCAAGUAUCUAAUGGCGACCUCGUCAGGAUCAUAUCCGGAAGGUACCAAGGUCUUGUGGGUUGGGCUGACGAUUUGCGAGCGGAAAGCUGUGGUGUGAUGGCGAGGCCAACAACUUUGGCAGCAGAUACCUUCGGAAUCGAGAUAGCAAAGGAAGAUCUACUGCGUCCGACACUCAAGAAAGGAAAAGACGUGCUUGUUAUCAGAGGUCCCUUCGCGGGAGUGAAGGUAAAGGUUGUCAAAGAUCUGGACAGAUUUCAUGUUCACGCGAAGGUGGUCAAACCUUCCGAAAUAAUGGUUCGGGUCAAAAGCUGGGAGAUUAUCAAAUACGCAGAUGUCGGCGAUUACGUUGAAGUGGAAAGUGGCCCAUAUAAAGGUUGUCAAGGCUAUGUAGGAGCAGAUCAGUGGCAAGCGGCGAGAGUGUUUGUCGACGAUCUGGUCGAGAGACACUUAGGGGACAUCACCCUCUUACAUUCCUGGGUCGUCGUUAACUACAACGACCUAAAAACAAUCCAAACAUGUCGCACGGUUGCGCCAACUGCGCCCAUUGAAGAGGAAAGCAAGGGUGGUUCUUUGUUACAACGAUCUUUGGCGGGGAUGGAGGUGGCCAUCGUCUACCACAAAUUUUUGAAGGGUACCACAGGCCGAAUCAUUUCUUCGUCCAUCAUCGAGUCGAAGCGGGGGAAAAGACGGCUUGUAUACAAUGUGGGCAAGCUUCGCGACAAUUCCUCCUACACCUAUCAAGUCAAGGAACGUCAUCUUCGUGAAUUAUCCACUGGUUUGCCGAUAGUGAUCGCCGCACGAUUGCACAUGAUCGAUUCGAAGCCGACGGAGGCUCGGACUCCGACACCCCCGAUCGUAGAGGAUGAACAGCUUGCUUGUGACUUCGUCGAACACGCACUCCGCGAACGAGUUCCUUUUGCCGUUGACACCCUAGACUCGGACAAUCACUAUGACGAGACCAUACAGAAUAACCUUCCAGAACAAUCCUUUCAACGUGGUGCUUGGAUCCUGCAUGAAAGACUGAGGCACAAGAAGCUUGAAGUCCACAUCAGUGGGACUCGCGACAAAAUAGUGUUUAGGCAAGGAAAGCUCGAAGGCAAAGACGGGUACCUCGUCGUGACGAGUCGCAUCUACAACGUCGAAGCUUCGGUACUCGUCAAGAUUGAUUCAUCGGCCAGAGAGCCAACGACUAGAAUCCCUGUGAAGUACCUUUCGCCGAAAUAUUCAGACUUUCCGAUCGGAACGAGGGUUGUGAUCAUCGGCGGCGAGGUGCAAGAUGAACAUUCUCGCGAUCACGAAACAUGGAUCGGGUCUUACGGGGUAGUCGCCCCAUGCGCUUACGACCUGCAUCCAGAGUGUAGGAUGGUGGCAAAGCUGAAUGGCAAGGUUAUAUAUAUUGAUAGGUUAUUGAUAGGCAGUUAUGCGAUUGAUGAUGCAGACGAUGACGGCACGGACGAGGACAAGGACGGCAGGGACAAACUCCAAUUUUGCCUGUUGUUCUUGGUAACUGUCACAUGA